GGCGGGGCGGGCCGGGCCGGGCUGGGCCGGGGGCGGGCGCUGCCCCGGCACCGCAUAUAAGGGACAGCGGCGGCCAGCGAGGGCACCCGUGCUGGGGGCUGCCAACGCGAAGGUGACACCAUGGUGCUGUCUGCCAACGACAAGAGCAACGUGAAGGCCGUCUUCGGCAAAAUCGGCGGCCAGGCCGGUGACUUGGGUGGUGAAGCCCUGGAGAGGUUGUUCAUCACCUACCCCCAGACCAAGACCUACUUCCCCCACUUCGACCUGUCACAUGGCUCCGCUCAGAUCAAGGGGCACGGCAAGAAGGUGGCGGAGGCACUGGUUGAGGCUGCCAACCACAUCGAUGACAUCGCUGGUGCCCUCUCCAAGCUGAGCGACCUCCACGCCCAAAAGCUCCGUGUGGACCCCGUCAACUUCAAACUGCUGGGUCACUGCUUCCUGGUGGUCGUGGCCGUCCACUUCCCCUCUCUCCUGACCCCGGAGGUCCAUGCUUCCCUGGACAAGUUCGUGUGUGCCGUGGGCACCGUCCUUACUGCCAAGUACCGUUAAGAUGCGGCACCAUGGCUAGAGCUGGACACAACCUGCUGCCAGCCCUCCAACAGUGAGCAACCAAAUGAUCUGAAAUAAAAUCUGUUCCAUUUGUGCUCCA
Molecule: messenger RNA, 649 nt
Organism: Columba livia (rock pigeon)
Lineage: Eukaryota; Metazoa; Chordata; Aves; Columbiformes; Columbidae
Product: hemoglobin subunit alpha-A-like
Exons: 3
Coding region: 121-549 (142 amino acids)
Biological process (GO): oxygen transport; hydrogen peroxide catabolic process
Cellular component (GO): haptoglobin-hemoglobin complex; blood microparticle; hemoglobin complex
Molecular function (GO): heme binding; oxygen carrier activity; organic acid binding
Source: RefSeq, a predicted model, not a curated record